CAUGGACUCCAGAGUGAUAUUUCUUGCCAUACUUUUCGUGGCCAGCGCCACUGCCGCUCCAUCUGCCCUCCUCGCCACAGGGGUGGCCUACGCCCCUGGGGUAGUCACAGCCUCUAGCUCCCAGGUGAUAGCCCGUAACUACAAUGGUGUAGCUCCCAUAGUCCCGUCAGCUCCGUAUGUUGCUGCUCCCUACGUGGCGUCUGCUGCUGCUCCCUACUUCGCCGCUGCUCCCUACACCGCCCCAUACGUUGCCGCCCCAUACGCAGCCUCUUACGUGUUGUAGAUGAUUCACCACAUUCAAUCUGUGUACAGCCAAUUACAAUUAAUACAUAUUUUCAUCUACCAACUGA
This is a messenger RNA of Homalodisca vitripennis (glassy-winged sharpshooter), 350 nucleotides long. RefSeq lists its product as uncharacterized. Lineage: Eukaryota; Metazoa; Arthropoda; Insecta; Hemiptera; Cicadellidae. The transcript has 2 exons. The record is from RefSeq and is a predicted model, not a curated record. The coding region runs from base 2 to 283 and encodes 93 amino acids.